Molecule: messenger RNA, 2054 nt
Organism: Scomber japonicus (chub mackerel)
Lineage: Eukaryota; Metazoa; Chordata; Actinopteri; Scombriformes; Scombridae
Gene: camk2b1
Product: calcium/calmodulin-dependent protein kinase (CaM kinase) II beta 1
Exons: 23
Coding region: 1-2049 (682 amino acids)
Biological process (GO): protein phosphorylation
Cellular component (GO): cytoplasm; neuron projection
Molecular function (GO): ATP binding; calcium/calmodulin-dependent protein kinase activity; calmodulin binding
Source: RefSeq, a predicted model, not a curated record
AUGGCCACGACAACCUGUACGCGAUUCACAGACGAGUUUCAGCUUUACGAGGAGCUGGGGAAGGGAGCUUUUUCAGUGGUGCGCAGAUGUGUGAAGCUGUGUACAGGACAGGAGUACGCCGCCAAAAUAAUCAACACCAAAAAGUUAUCUGCAAGAGAUCACCAAAAGCUGGAACGAGAGGCUAGGAUUUGUCGCCUGUUGAAACACUCCAACAUUGUUCGUCUUCAUGACAGUAUAUCAGAGGAGGGUUUCCACUACCUCCUGUUUGACUUGGUGACCGGAGGUGAACUGUUUGAAGACAUCGUAGCCAGAGAGUAUUACAGCGAGGCGGACGCCAGUCAUUGCAUCCAGCAGAUCCUGGAGGCGGUGCUUCACUGCCAUCAAAUGGGCGUGGUGCACCGGGACCUGAAGCCAGAGAACCUGCUCCUCGCAAGCAAAUGUAAGAACGCCGCAGUGAAGCUGGCCGACUUUGGCCUAGCCAUCGAGGUGCAGGGCGAUCAACAGGCCUGGUUUGGAUUUGCUGGCACACCGGGGUACCUGUCCCCUGAGGUGUUGAGGAAGGAGGCAUAUGGCAAACCUGUGGACAUCUGGGCCUGCGGGGUGAUUCUCUACAUCCUGCUGGUGGGUUACCCUCCUUUCUGGGAUGAGGACCAGCACAAACUGUACCAGCAGAUCAAGGCCGGAGCUUAUGAUUUCCCAUCUCCAGAGUGGGACACAGUGACCCCCGAAGCCAAAAACCUGAUCAACCAGAUGCUGACCAUCAACCCAGCCAAGAGGAUCACUGCUCAGGAGGCCCUCAAGCACCCAUGGGUCUGCCAACGGUCCACAGUGGCGUCCAUGAUGCACAGACAGGAGACUGUGGAGUGCCUGAAGAAAUUCAAUGCCAGAAGGAAACUCAAGGGGGCCAUUCUCACCACCAUGCUGGUGUCUCGAAAUUUCUCUGUGGGCAGCAGGCAGACCACCGCUCCAGCCUCUGUAACUGCGGCUGCAGCAGCAGUGGCUGCAGCCGCCGGCACCACCGCAGGGCUGGUGGAACAAGCCAAGAGCUUGCUCAACAAAAAGGCAGAUGUCAAGCCCCAGACAAACAGCACCAAAAACAGCAUAGUCACCAGCCCCAAAGGAAACAUCCCUUCACCUGCUCUGGAACCUCAGACAACCGUCAUCCAUAAUCCGGUGGACAGGACUAAGGAAUCAUCAGACAGCAGCAACACCACUGUGGAAGAUGAAGAUGUGAAAGGAAAGAGCUUAGACAACAGCUCGCUUAAGGCCCAGUCCAGCACAAGCUCCCAGCCUGAUAGCUCUCAGGGCUCCUCAGCUGCUGUGCAUUCUGCAGCAAAGUUUGCUGACCUUCUGGGCUCAGUGCGUAGGGGCUCAGGUCCCGUAGCUGACGGGGAAGGGGGAUCCAGCACUCCACCACCAGCAGCCCUCUCUGCUCCCUCCCCUCCACACACCCCUGCUGUCCCAAUGCAGAUGUCUCGGCUAACAGACCUGGUAAGCAGUGUUCGCAGGGUGUCGGCGGCCGCCGCAUCCGAGGCCGACGCUGCACCGGCACCUGUGCCUAGUGCCAGGCCCACACCUCCGCCUGCACACACCACCUCCCCACCUCCCCCUCACACCCCCAGCCCUUCCCUGUCUUCCUCCCAGACACGCAAGCAAGAAAUUAUCAAGAUUACUGAGCAGCUCAUAGAAGCAAUCAACAACGGAGACUUUGAGGCAUAUGCUAAAAUCUGCGAUCCUGGAUUGACUUCCUUUGAGCCAGAGGCGCUGGGCAACUUGGUGGAGGGAAUGGAUUUCCACAGAUUCUACUUUGAGAACCUUUUGGCCAAGAACAGCAAGCCCAUCCACACCACCAUCCUGAACCCCCACGUCCACCUGAUCGGCGAGGACGCAGCCUGCAUCGCUUACAUCCGUCUGACUCAGUUUGUUGACGGCCAGGGUCGGCCGCGGUCCAGCCAGUCAGAGGAAACUCGCGUCUGGCAUCGCAGAGACAGCAAGUGGCAGAACAUCCACUUCCACUGCUCAGGCGCACCAGCCGCUCCACUCCAGUGAGGUAU